UUCCACUCCGUUUCUAUUCAUACUUUGAGUUUUGUUAACGUGGCUUUUCACGUUUCAUUCUGUUGGUUACGGGGAUUCGGGGGAGCCAUCUGUGUGUUUUCUAGUUUUAAUUUUUAACUCUUUAGAGUGUAAAGCUCUGUGGACUUCAGUUUGUGACAUGGCCAACCCUUUAAGGGGGGAAGUCUUCAGGCUGUACAAGAAUCUGCUCUAUCUCGGCCGGGAAUACCCCAAAGGGGCAGCUUACUUCAGAGAGCGCCUCAAGUCCGCCUUCAUGAAGAACAAAGACGUGAAGGAUCCGGAGAAAAUCAAGGCGCUGGUGGCUAAAGGAGACUUUGUCAUCAAGGAGCUGCAAGCUCUGUACUACCUGAGAAAAUACCGAGCCAUGAAGAAGAGAUACUAUGAGUCUGAGGAAUAAACAAAAGAACCAGCAGACCGACCGUUUUUAUCUGUAUCUGACUAUGAAGUAACAACACAAACACCAACGUUUUAGGAAAACAAAUGGAUUCCUAAUCUUUGAGGGAUUCAAACUAAACCGCCUUGUCAUAAUCUUGUUUGUAUUUUGACAUUAUUCAUUUGUUUUGAUGUCGGAGUCCUGAGUUUUGAUUCAGACUGUGUUAGUCAAAGUUUGCUCAAUAUUAAAAAAAAUAUAUGUUUUAGCUCAAAAAUGCUUUUUAUGCUCCGAAUGUGACUCUUACAGAUUUACAAAAACAGGGAAAAUCAGCAAAACACUAAAUCAUGUAAAGAGUCAUAUUUUUUGUUGCAGCGAUUUCAUUGUAAAUAAAUGUAUAUUUUAUGUAAAUAUGAUGAAUUCUCUUGAUAAGUGAAUGUAAACAAUUAUAUGUGAAGCCAAAAAAGUCCUAUUUGAACCACUUACAACAUAAAAUACUUUGCCUGAG
This is a messenger RNA of Oryzias melastigma (Indian medaka), 896 nucleotides long. It is a transcript of the gene lyrm5a, whose product is annotated as LYR motif containing 5a. Lineage: Eukaryota; Metazoa; Chordata; Actinopteri; Beloniformes; Adrianichthyidae. Bases 158 to 415 code for a protein of 85 amino acids. Gene Ontology annotation, biological process: respiratory electron transport chain. The transcript has 3 exons. The record is from RefSeq and is a predicted model, not a curated record. Gene Ontology annotation, cellular component: mitochondrion.